This is a messenger RNA of Aspergillus puulaauensis, 2973 nucleotides long. RefSeq names its product kinesin family protein (gene KLP5). The transcript is spliced from 2 exons. The record is from RefSeq and is a predicted model, not a curated record. Gene Ontology annotation, molecular function: microtubule motor activity; ATP binding; microtubule binding. Gene Ontology annotation, biological process: microtubule-based movement. The coding region runs from base 1 to 2973 and encodes 990 amino acids. Lineage: Eukaryota; Fungi; Ascomycota; Eurotiomycetes; Eurotiales; Aspergillaceae.
AUGGGGCCUCCAAGCGACUCCUCUUCUAUCACUGUUGCUGUGAGAGUCAGACCGUUCACAAUCAGAGAGGCAGCGCAGAUCACAAAAUGUGAGGAUGGACCGCUGUUUCUUGGUGAUGGCUCUCUGGCGGGGGCACCAACCCCAAAGCUGAACCAGAAGGGCCUUCGAUCUAUUGUGAAGGUCAUUGAUGAUAGAUGCCUGGUAUUCGAUCCUCCGGAAGACAACCCUGUACACAAAUUCUCCAGGAGCGUUGUUCCCAACGGUAAACGUGUGAAAGACCAGACUUUCGCAUUCGACAAGAUUUUCGAUCAGAAUUCCGGCCAGGGGGAAGUUUACGAAUCGACGACAAGAAGCCUCCUCGAUAGCGUCCUUGACGGAUACAAUGCCACUGUCUUUGCUUAUGGAGCGACCGGGUGUGGAAAGACACACACUAUUACUGGCACCCCGCAACAGCCAGGUAUAAUCUUUCUUACUAUGCAGGAGCUAUUUGAGCGUAUCGGGGAAAGAUCCGGGGAGAAGCACACAGAACUAUCUCUUUCGUUCCUCGAAAUCUACAACGAAACCAUUCGCGAUCUGCUUGCUCCUGGCGGCACAAAGGGCGGCCUGUCCUUGCGAGAAGAUACAAACAAAGCAGUAUCGGUGUCCGGAUUGUCGAGCCAUAGCCCGAAAUCUGUACAGGAAGUUAUGGAUAUGAUCAUGAAGGGAAACGCCAGUCGGACAAUGUCCCCAACAGAGGCAAAUGCCACUUCUUCUCGAUCCCAUGCAGUUCUUCAAAUCAACAUUGCACAGAAGGACAGGAAUGCCGACAUCAACGAACCACAUACAAUGGCAACAUUCAGCAUCAUCGACUUGGCUGGGAGCGAGCGUGCGAGCGCAACAAAAAACAGGGGAGAACGGCUUUUCGAAGGUGCAAACAUCAACAAAUCUCUUCUCGCCCUCGGUAGCUGCAUAAAUGCACUCUGUGAUCCACGCAAACGAAACCAUGUCCCUUAUCGAAACUCGAAACUGACACGGCUCCUCAAGUUUUCACUUGGCGGAAACUGUAAGACGGUCAUGAUCGUCUGUGUUAGUCCUUCGAGCCAGCAUUUUGAUGAGACUCAAAACACAUUGCGCUAUGCCAAUCGGGCGAAGAACAUCCAAACGAAAGUCACGCGGAAUGUUUUCAACGUUAAUCGCCACGUUAAGGAUUUCCUCGUGAAGAUCGAUGAACAAAUGGCAUUGAUCAAUGAGCUCAAAGCACAGCAGAAGGAAUCUGAAAAGGUCGCUUUUGCCAAAUUCAGAAAACAAACGGAAAAGAAGGAUGCUGCUGUUCGGGAGGGACUUGUCCGAAUUCGGAACGCCUAUGAUCACUCGCUGCCGGAAAGACAAGAGAGAACUAACCACAUGAUAAAAUUGAAGCAGGUUAGCCGCAGGAUCGGCCUACUAUCGUCAUGGAUUGCAGCUUUCGAUAACGUUUGCGCCAAUUCUGAAAACGAGGUGCCGUUGCCUAACCUUCAAGCUAUUCGGAGAACAGCCCAAGGGAUCCUGUUGGAACUGGAAGGGAGUCGGCAACACUAUCAUCAGCGUUUAGCGAAGAGUGUUUGGGAGCGUGGUAUGACUUCUGCCGUCGAAAACGCCGUCCAGCAGCUUCAGGAAUUCGAAACUAGCGAUAAAAGUGACAUUACCAACCUUCGGCGCGAGGCGGAGCUAUUGAGGUCAAAUACCGAGCGAGAAGCUCUUUCAGCAGUAGCAGAACAUGACAAGGGAGGAGAAGCUGCCACAGUACAGGUGUUAUUGCAGGCGCACUUUGAGAUAGCUUCUUCAAUCGACGACAUCAUGCACCUUAGCGAGGAGGAGGCAGUGGAAUUGGGAAAGCGAAGUCUGACCAAGAUGCUGGAUUCAUGCUAUGCCGUAACCUCAAACGUCGUCAAACCAGAUGGCAACUUGCCUACAAUGCCAGCUAGCCCUACUAAAGCUUCGCCGUCGAAACAAAAGAAGAGGCUGAGUCUAGCAAUUGUGCCCCCAGGAAAGGGCAUGAAUGCCGCAGUUGCCUUGCACCCAACAGCUCCGGUCUCACCGACGAGAGGAUCUCCUCGCCGUCGUAAGAUGGGCAGCGGACGGAAGAGCGUCAGUUUCUCGCCGAAGAAGGUACAAGCAAAACCACCAAAGCGGAGUGUUCGGUGGAAGGAUGACGAGCAAGAUGGCACAUUGACUGAGAUCCAGAAAACACCACAAAAGCGGGAAGCCACCCCGGUUCCUCGAAGUGAAAGUCCUGGAGAGCCCACACUCCCAAGAUCAUCUCCAAUCCCACGUGGCAUCCCAGUGCCAACUCGAAGUUUCAGUCCUGCAGGUGGCUCAUCGCCGAUCCCGACGCCCACAGACCAACCCCUAAGUAUUCCAAAGAAUAAUAGAUUCAAGACCGGAUUUCUAUCCAAAAAGGCUGGCAGCUCCCCGAUCCCUGCGCCUCCCACGACAUCCCUUCCCCAUUCUGACCAGGGCACUCCUCUGCGUGACAUUGAGAACAGCAGUUUCUUGAAUCGCGCAUCCGCAGAGCGACCAUCUCGAAUUGCGGUCAGGAGUUCAAGCGGAAAUUUCUCUUCUUCCCCUGUACCUGAGCCUCCUAAGGGUGAAUGGAAAGCAAGCAAGGAUGAUGUGAGAAGGAUUAGCACCGCCAUGAGACGGAUCUCAGUCGGGUCAUUCGGUCCCGGUACAUCUGCAACUGCUAUUCGCGCCCAGCGUCGCCGAAGUCCGUCAUCGACGACUUACGGUAGCUCUCCGCCGGAGAACACGAUGUUCACGGCACAGGCAAGGCGGAUGGCUAAGGGUGACAAGGAGGCCGAGAACAAGCGAUCAUCGGUCUUGGGCCCUCGAAGCCUUCCAAUCAAGAAGAACACGAGUCAGAGGCGCACGACAUUUGGCGGAGACAUUCGUCCUCGAGACUUUAGCUUCUCAGGCCGAGACACAUCUCGGUUGAGUGCUAUCGGCGGUUGGUGA